AAUUUAAGAAUAUAUUUAAAAAUUAAGAUACCAAAUUGUUUUCAUCAAACCAAAUCAUUAUAUAUUAAUGUUUGGGACAAUGGUUGCUAUGCCAUAUACACAUUUCUUAAUUUCUUUCUUUCUCCUUGAAGAAAUAAAUAAACCAUGGCACAAGAAUCAUUCAAAGUUAUUGAAGUUUGCAACAUUGAACCAUUUCAUGAACCAACAAAACCUUCUCAAUCACCAACCUCACUUCCAUUAACUUUCUUUGAUCUUCUAUGGCUAAGAUUUCCACCAGUUGAACGUCUCUUCUUCUAUGAAUUCACAAACUCAACCAACAUUUUCUAUGAAACUUUUCUUCCAAAUCUCAAACAAUCACUUUCACUCACACUUCAACACUUUCUCCCUUUCGCCGGAAACAUAGUUUGGCCUAUUGGUUCAUCAAAACCAAUUAUAAACUAUGUUCCCGGCGAUUUUGUUUCCUUGACAGUUGUCGAGUCAAACUCAAGUUUCAAAGAUAUUUCUUCUAAUCAUUGUGAUGCUUCAAAAAGACAUCAUUUGAUACCCCUUUUGAAUACUUCACAUGAAAAAGCUUCUUUGGUUUCAUUUCAAGUCACUUUGUUUCCAAACAAUGGUUUUUGCAUUGGAAUAACAUCACAUCAUGCUGGUUUAGAUGGAAAAUCUUCAACAAAUUUUAUGAAAUCAUGGUCCUAUAUUACAUCUUCUAAUUCUAACCUUGAUUCAUCUUUUAUAUCUUUACCUGAAAAUCUAACACCAUUUCUUGAUAGAUCAUUGAUAGAAGAUCAUUACAAUGGAAUUAGUGAAGGAUAUGCUAAUACUUUGAUGAAACAUGGUGGACAAAGUCUCAAAGUUUGGGAUUCUUUUGGUACAUCAAAAAGUGAUGCAAUCAAAAGUUUAUUUGAAUUGGCACCUUCAAAUAUUCAAAAGCUUAAAGAGUAUGCAAGAAAUGAGAUGAAAAAUAUGAAUGUUACAAAUUUGUCAACUUUUUCAAUUACUUGUGCUUAUGUGUUAUCAUGUUUAGUAAGAGUAGAACAACCAAAGGAAGAAAAAGUGAUUUUCAUAUUUAGUGUUGAUUGUAGAGCAAGAUUGGACCCUCCAAUUUCUUCUAUGUAUAUUGGAAAUUGUGUUGCAGGACAAAUAGUUGAGCUUGAGCCAAAGAAAUUUAUUGGACAAGAAGGAUUUUUAAGUGCUUUAGAAGGGAUGAAUAAAGGUUUGAAUAAGGUGAAAAAUGAUGGAGUAUUGAAUGAUGCUGAAAAUUGGUUAGAUAAUAUGUUUAAUGGUAAUAAGAGCAUUAAAAUAUAUUCUAUUGCUGGAUCACCAAGGUUUGAAGUUUAUGGUAUUGAUUUUGGAUUUGGAAAGCCUAAGAAAGUUGAUUUGACUUCAACAGAUAAAACAGGAGCAUUUUCUAUUAGUGAAAGUAGGAAUAAUGAUGGUGGAGUUGAGAUUGGUUUGGCUUUGAAUGAGCAAGAGAUGGAAGCUUUUUCUACCUUUUUUGUUCAAGGACUUGAAUAGUUGAAUCCAUUUAAAGUUUUCAAACUUUAGUACUUUUUUGAAGGUUGAAUAAUUCUCUUUCAAGCAAUUUGUUGUGUUAGAGAGAUUUUAUUUUUUGUACGUAGUAUGAAUAAAUGAAAAAUUGAGUGUUGGUUUAUUAUUUAGUUUACAAAACUUGUAACAUUAAUGCAAGUAUCUAGAGACUCUGAUCAACCAGAGAUUACCAAAUUUUGGAGUACUGAAUUCGAUUUCUAUUGAUAAAAAGAAAUUUUUUGUUUA
Molecule: messenger RNA, 1770 nt
Organism: Trifolium pratense (red clover)
Lineage: Eukaryota; Viridiplantae; Streptophyta; Magnoliopsida; Fabales; Fabaceae
Product: phenolic glucoside malonyltransferase 1-like
Exons: 1
Coding region: 145-1512 (455 amino acids)
Source: RefSeq, a predicted model, not a curated record